AUGUUUCAAGCCUUUGUUCGGCAAGCGUAUCACCCACUUCCCAACCACCAGCCAGAGGAACCUGAAACGAAGUACAAAGGGAAGCUGGUGAAUGAAACUCAGCUUAACUGCUUCUACAUCAAACCUGGAGGUUCCAACUAUGGGAGUCCCCGUCCAGCUCAUGCCAACAUGAAUGCCAAUGCAGCUGCAGGGCUUGCCCCAGAGCAUAUCCCUACUCCAGGGGCAGCUCUGUCCUGGCAAGCUGCAAUCGAUGCUGCCAGGCAAGCCAAACUGAUGGGUAGUGCUGGCAAUGCAACAAUAUCCACAGCCAGCUCCACGCAGAGGAAACGGCAGCAGUAUGGGAAACAGAAGAAACAGGGUAGCACCACAGCUACACGUCCUCCCCGGGCAUUGCUGUGUUUAACGCUGAAAAAUCCCAUCCGGAGGGCAUGCAUCAGCAUCGUCGAAUGGAAAUCAUUUGAAAUAAUUAUUUUACUGACUAUUUUUGCCAAUUGUGUGGCCUUAGCUAUCUAUAUCCCCUUUCCAGAAGAUGAUUCCAAUGCCACCAAUUCCAAUCUGGAACGAGUGGAAUAUCUCUUUCUCAUAAUUUUUACAGUGGAAGCAUUUUUAAAAGUAAUAGCAUAUGGACUUCUCUUUCACCCCAACGCUUACCUCCGCAAUGGCUGGAAUUUACUAGAUUUUAUAAUUGUGGUAGUAGGGCUUUUUAGUGCAAUUUUAGAACAAGCAACCAAAGCAGAUGGGGGGAAUUCAAUAGGAGGAAAAGGUGCUGGAUUCGAUGUUAAAGCACUGCGGGCUUUCCGAGUAUUACGUCCCUUGCGACUGGUGUCUGGAGUUCCUAGUCUCCAGGUGGUUUUAAACUCAAUUAUCAAGGCCAUGGUCCCUUUGUUGCACAUUGCCCUGCUGGUGCUGUUUGUCAUUAUUAUCUAUGCCAUCAUUGGACUGGAGUUAUUCAUGGGGAAGAUGCAUAAAACUUGCUACCAUGUGCAAGGGGGACUUAUAGAUACACCUGCAGAAGAUGAUCCAUCUCCCUGUGCCCCCCAGUCUGCUCAUGGGCGGCAGUGUCAGAAUGGCACAGAGUGCAAGGCAGGCUGGGAGGGUCCCAAGCACGGCAUUACCAACUUUGACAAUUUUGCUUUUGCCAUGCUGACAGUGUUUCAGUGCAUCACUAUGGAGGGCUGGACAGAUGUGCUGUACUGGAUGCAGGACGCUAUGGGCUAUGAGUUACCAUGGGUGUAUUUUGUCAGUCUGGUCAUCUUUGGAUCCUUUUUCGUUCUAAAUCUGGUUCUUGGUGUGUUGAGCGGGGAGUUUUCCAAAGAAAGAGAGAAGGCUAAGGCUCGAGGUGAUUUCCAGAAGUUACGGGAAAAACAACAACUGGAGGAGGAUUUGAAGGGAUAUUUAGACUGGAUAACUCAAGCAGAAGAUAUUGACCCAGAAAAUGAAGAUGAAGGCAUGGAUGAAGAAAAGCCUCGAAACAUGAGCAUGCCCACCAGUGAGACCGAGUCCGUGAACACAGACAACGUCCCUGGAACAGAUAUUGAAGGAGAAAACUGCGGUGCUAGGCUAGCGCAUCGAAUCUCAAAAUCAAAGUUUAGUCGCUACUGGCGCCGAUGGAAUCGAUUCUGCAGAAGAAAGUGCCGUGCUGCUGUCAAGUCCAAUGUUUUCUACUGGCUCGUGAUCUUCCUUGUGUUUCUCAACACCCUCACCAUUGCCUCUGAACACUACAACCAGCCAGACUGGCUCACAGAGGUCCAAGACACUGCCAAUAAGGUGCUGCUAGCUCUUUUCACGGCUGAGAUGCUGCUGAAGAUGUACAGCCUUGGUCUCCAGGCCUAUUUUGUGUCCCUCUUCAACCGCUUUGACUGUUUCAUUGUGUGUGGAGGAAUCCUGGAAACGAUUCUGGUUGAGACGAAGAUCAUGUCACCACUGGGCAUUUCAGUAUUGAGAUGUGUUCGACUCCUAAGGAUAUUUAAAAUCACAAGAUACUGGAACUCCCUGAGCAACCUUGUGGCUUCACUCCUGAAUUCAGUCCGCUCCAUUGCCUCCCUGUUAUUGCUUCUCUUCCUCUUCAUUAUCAUCUUCUCACUCCUGGGGAUGCAGCUCUUUGGGGGCAAGUUUAACUUUGACGAGAUGCAGACCAGGAGGAGUACAUUUGACAACUUUCCCCAGUCCCUCCUCACUGUAUUUCAGAUCCUGACUGGGGAGGACUGGAAUUCGGUGAUGUAUGAUGGCAUCAUGGCUUAUGGAGGCCCCUCUUUUCCAGGAAUGUUGGUCUGUAUUUACUUCAUCAUCCUCUUCAUCUGUGGAAACUAUAUCCUGCUGAAUGUAUUUUUGGCCAUUGCUGUGGACAACCUUGCUGAUGCUGAGAGUUUAACAUCUGCACAGAAAGAGGAGGAAGAGGAAAAAGAAAGGAAAAAACUAGCUAGGACUGCUAGUCCAGAAAAGAAACAGGAGAUAGAAAAAACAGCUGUGGAGGAGGAGACAAAGGAGGAGAAAAUUGAGCUGAAAUCAAUCACUGCUGAUGGAGAAUCCCCACCUGCUACCAAGAUCAACAUGGAUGAUUAUCAGCCCAAUGAAAACGAAGAAAAGAGCCCAUAUCCCCCAACAGAAGGUCCAGCUGAAGAAGAUGAGGAAGAGCCUGAAAUGCCUGUCGGUCCUCGGCCUCGCCCAAUGUCUGAGCUGCACCUCAAGGAAAAGGCUGUGCCCAUGCCUGAUGCCAGUGCUUUUUUCAUCUUCAGUCCUAACAACAGGUUUCGUGUCCACUGCCAUCGAAUCGUUAACGAUAACAUUUUCACCAACCUGAUCCUAUUUUUCAUCUUGCUCAGCAGCAUCUCCUUGGCAGCCGAGGACCCUGUCCGACACCUCUCCUUUAGGAACCAAAUUCUCUAUUAUUUUGAUAUAGUUUUUACUGUAAUUUUCACCAUUGAAAUUGCUCUGAAGAUGACAGCAUACGGGGCUUUCCUCCAUAAGGGCUCCUUCUGCAGAAACUAUUUCAACAUCUUAGACCUUCUGGUGGUCAGCGUUUCUCUCAUCUCUUUUGGCAUCCAGUCCAGUGCCAUCAAUGUGGUGAAGAUCCUGCGUGUUCUUCGAGUUCUUAGACCACUGAGGGCCAUCAACAGAGCUAAAGGACUAAAGCAUGUGGUCCAGUGUGUGUUUGUCGCCAUCCGAACCAUUGGAAACAUUGUGAUUGUCACCACUUUGCUGCAGUUCAUGUUUGCCUGCAUUGGAGUUCAGUUGUUUAAGGGCAAGCUGUACAGCUGCACUGAUAGCUCCAAACAGACAGAAGCAGAAUGCAGAGGGUACUACAUUACCUACAAGGAUGGUGAGGUCAAUCAGCCAAUGAUACAGCCCCGGAGCUGGGAGAACAGCAAGUUUGAUUUCGACAACGUCUUGACUGCCAUGAUGGCCCUUUUCACUGUCUCAACCUUUGAGGGCUGGCCAGAGUUGCUGUAUAGGUCCAUUGAUUCCCACAUGGAGGAUGUGGGACCCAUUUAUAAUCACAGGGUUGAGAUCUCCAUCUUCUUUAUUAUCUACAUCAUCAUCAUUGCUUUCUUCAUGAUGAACAUCUUCGUUGGUUUCGUCAUCGUCACAUUUCAGGAGCAAGGAGAACAAGAGUACAAGAACUGCGAGCUGGACAAAAACCAGCGCCAGUGUGUAGAAUAUGCCCUGAAGGCCCGGCCCCUGCGGAGAUACAUUCCUAAAAACCAGUACCAGUACAAAGUUUGGUAUGUGGUCAACUCUACCUAUUUUGAAUACCUGAUGUUCGUUCUGAUCCUGCUGAAUACCAUCUGCCUGGCCAUGCAACACUACGGUCAGAGCUGCAUGUUCAAGGAAGCCAUGAACAUCCUCAACAUGCUCUUCACUGGGCUCUUUACUGUUGAGAUGGUCCUGAAGUUAAUCGCCUUCAAACCCAAGGGUUACUUUAGUGAUCCUUGGAAUGUUUUUGACUUCCUCAUCGUAAUUGGCAGCAUUAUAGACGUCAUUCUCAGUGAAACUAAUCCAGCUGAACAUACCCAAUGUUCUUCCUCUAUGAAUGCAGAGGAAAACUCUCGCAUCUCAAUCACCUUCUUCCGACUCUUCCGUGUGAUGCGUCUUGUGAAGCUCCUGAGCCGAGGGGAGGGCAUCCGGACACUGCUUUGGACCUUCAUCAAGUCCUUCCAGGCUCUCCCCUACGUGGCUCUUUUAAUAGUGAUGUUGUUCUUCAUCUACGCCGUGAUCGGGAUGCAGGUGUUCGGUAAAAUUGCGCUGAAUGAUACCACAGAAAUCAACCGAAACAACAACUUCCAGACCUUCCCCCAGGCAGUGCUGCUGCUUUUCAGGUGUGCCACUGGUGAGGCCUGGCAGGAAAUUAUGCUGGCAUGUCUCCCAGACAAGAAGUGUGACCCAGAGUCAGAGCCGGCCAACUCCACCGAAGCCGAUCACUCCUGUGGCAGCAGCUUCGCCGUCUUCUAUUUCAUCAGCUUCUACAUGCUCUGUGCCUUCCUGAUCAUCAAUCUUUUUGUAGCUGUUAUAAUGGAUAACUUUGAUUACCUGACACGGGACUGGUCCAUUUUAGGACCACACCACCUGGAUGAGUUUAAAAGGAUCUGGGCAGAGUAUGACCCUGAAGCCAAGGGACGGAUAAAACACUUGGACGUGGUGACACUGCUCCGGCGGAUCCAGCCCCCCCUGGGCUUCGGGAAGCUCUGCCCUCACCGGGUGGCUUGCAAACGCCUUGUCUCCAUGAAUAUGCCACUGAACAGUGAUGGGACUGUUAUGUUCAAUGCCACUCUCUUUGCAUUGGUCAGAACAGCACUGAGGAUCAAGACAGAAGGUAACUUGGAGCAAGCCAACGAAGAGCUGAGAGCAAUAAUUAAGAAAAUCUGGAAACGCACCAGCAUGAAGCUAUUAGACCAGGUGGUGCCCCCCGCAGGUGAUGACGAGGUGACUGUUGGAAAGUUCUACGCCACUUUCCUGAUUCAGGAGUAUUUCCGAAAGUUCAAGAAACGCAAAGAGCAGGGAUUGGUGGGCAAGCCCUCCCAGCGCAAUGCGCUCUCCUUGCAGGCUGGUUUGCGCACACUUCACGACAUUGGGCCGGAGAUCCGACGAGCGAUUUCUGGAGAUCUGACAGCUGAAGAAGAGCUAGAUAAGGCCAUGAAAGAAGCUGUUUCUGCUGCCUCUGAAGAUGAUAUCUUCCGGAGAGCUGGAGGCUUGUUCGGAAACCAUGUCAGCUAUUACCAAACUGAUGGCAGGAGUGGGUUUCCCCAGACAUUCACCACCCAGCGACCUUUGCACAUCAAUAAGUCUGGCAACAACCAGGGAGAUACUGAGUCUCCAUCUCAUGAGAAGUUGGUGGACUCCACAUUCACUCCCAGCAGCUACUCAUCUUCAGGCUCCAAUGCCAACAUCAACAAUGCCAACAACACUGCCCUGUGCCGCUUCCCCAGCCCACCCAGCUACCCCAGCACUGUCAGCACAGUGGAAGGCCACGGGACCCCAUUGUCACCCACCAUACGUGUCCAAGAGGCUCCUUGGAAACUACCUUCCAAAAGGACUCAUUACUACGAAACACUGGGACGCUCCAGUUCCAGAGACAGCCAGCUGGCAAUUGUUUGCCAAGAGGAAGUGUCUCAGGAUGAGACUUACGAUGAAAAUUUGAAUGAAGACAUUGAGUACUGUAGUGAACCAAGUCUGCUCUCUACUGAAAUGCUUGCAUACCAAGAUGAUGAAAACAGACAACUUACUCCACCAGAACACAGCAAAGGAGAGGACAGCCGGCAUUCUCCGAAGAAAGGGUUUCUGUGCUCCUCAGCACUAGGUCGAAGAGCAUCUUUUCACUUAGAGUGUCUGAAAAGACAGAAAAACCAGGGUGUAGACGUCUCACAGAAGACAGUUCUGCCUUUGCAUCUGGUACAUCAUCAGGCAUUAGCAGUGGCCGGCCUGAGUCCUCUUCUUCAGCGAAGCCAUUCCCCCACCAUGUUCUCUCGGCUCUGCGCUACGCCCCCCGCCACCCCCUGCAGCCGCGGCUGGCAGCACCAGAACAUCCCGACGCUGCGCCUCGACGGGGCGGAGUCCAGCGAGAAGCUGAACAGCAGCUUCCCCUCAGUACACUGCGGCUCUGGGUACACCGACGACACCGGCUGCGGCAGCCCCAGGCGAGCCAGGCCCGUCUCCCUCACCGUCCCCAGCCAGAGCGGAGGGAGCAGCAGCCAGUUUCACGGCAGCGCUAGCAGCCUGGUGGAAGCGGUCUUGAUUUCGGAAGGACUGAUGCAGUUUGCUCAAGAUCCAAAGUUCAUUGAGGUCACAACCCAGGAGCUUGCAGAUGCCUGUGACAUGACGAUAGAAGAGAUGGAAAAUGCAGCAGACAACAUUCUCAAUGGUAACAGCAAGCAGAGCCCCAAUGGCAACCUCUUGCCUUUUGUUAACUGCAGGGACCCAGGGCAGGACAGUGCAGGAGAGGAAGAGGAAGAGGUGCAGAACCCGGAUUGUAGAAAAAGUCAGGAGGAGCUCAAGGACAGCAGGAUUUAUAUCAGCAGCCUGUAGUUGCCAGGGCUGGAAGCGAUGCUGGUUUUUUUAUUUGUUUCAAUGUUCCUAAUGGGUUUGUUUCAGAAGUGCCUCACUGUUCUCGUGACCUGGAGUAACCGGAACAGCGUUCUUCAUUCAUUUCUGUUGGGACGAGUCGCAGAGUUGGGUGGUGUAAGAAAGCUUUUCAGGAGCGGAUAUAACCCCAGCACGUGUCCAUGAAGGAAGAGUGAGGAGGAGGAGAAGGAAGAGGAGGAGAGCCAGUUCCCUCUUUUUUUCAGUCCCUGCACAAGGAACGACUGCCUCCGGAGAGCAAAGGAGAACCUCAGCUUCCUGUGGAUGGCCCUAGCCAAAAGGACCCUGCGUCAAACGGGUGUCUUUCAACUUUGCUUGUAAAAAUCAUUUUGCACAUAUUCUGUAUGAGCCUCACCAUCUCCAUAAAGCCAAGGCCCUUUGAUUCAGAAGGAGAGGAAGACUUCUGCUGUGGAUUCCCAUACCGCCCAGGGGAGGAGGAAGCAGAAGAAGCUUGAGGGCACCUGAGGGGCAGGUGGAAAUGCUGCCCACCCCUGCCAAGACUCCCAGGCAGCAGUCUCUGCCAACCAGUCUGAGCUCAGGCAGCCACUCCUGACAACCAAUCAGAGCUCGAGCAGUCACUUGCCAGCCAAUCCAAGCCCAGGCAGUCUUCUGCCGACCAGUCAGAGCUCAGACAGCCAGCUGUGCCAGCCAAUGGGAGAGCGGGGAGCAGGCUCUGCGGCGGGGCUGCCCUGCCCUGUGCUUGCUGAGGUGGUGGUGGGCUUGUGUAGAUCUCUCCUUGUUUUGCAGUUUGAUAUUUUCUUGAAAGCAUGUUGCAGUUUUUAUUUUGAAUUUUUUUUUUUCCUGAGGGAGAGUGUUUACAACGUUUUGUAAUCACCUACCUUUUUGUUUUGGUUUAUUUUCACCUUCGCAAAUGUUAAAUUGGUUUGAUCAUGUUGUAUUAUUUAAAGCUGUGGGGGUGUUCUCCAUUGGAAUUUGGUAGAAGAAUAACAAUAGACAAGUUUUACCAACCAUUAUGUACACUGAGAAUUUGUAAUUUUAUUUCCUAGUAACUGAAACCUCCUUUUUUUGUUGUUGUUUUAUAAUUUAAAGAUAGUAGGCAAUGCACUUGAUAUAGUCUUGCACAUCUGAGUGAUUGAUUUGGGUUCUUUCUAGUGCUAAGUAUAUCUGUGAGUGUGGGAGCAAUACAAAGCGAGUGUGCGAGCGCGCGCGCGUGUAAGUGCGUGCAGUUCUCCACAUCCUGGUUUGAGCUGCAGGAGAUCCGUAUCUGGGGCCAUGUGGAUGCAAAAACAAACCACUGUCUCUGCUUUUGAAAGGGGAAUCAGUAACUCUUUGCAUUUUCUGUUCCACAAGAUAUGCAAAAACAAUGCAAUAAUAUUCAUUUUAAAAUACAAUUGUAAGUUGUGUUGACAUGAAAACUGUACAGAAAAAAAAAAUUGUGGGGGUGGGAGGGAAACAAAAAAACAGAAGGCAUUACGCUUCAAUAUAUUCCAUGUGAUGUUUUAUUGCAUUGAUAAUGUUUCUGUUGAAGAAACCGUUAUACUUGAAUUCAGGUCAGUUUCAGUACUUUUCAAAUAUUUUUUUAAAAUUAAUUGCAAUU
Molecule: messenger RNA, 8131 nt
Organism: Calypte anna (Anna's hummingbird)
Lineage: Eukaryota; Metazoa; Chordata; Aves; Apodiformes; Trochilidae
Gene: CACNA1C
Product: calcium voltage-gated channel subunit alpha1 C
Exons: 48
Coding region: 1-6519 (2172 amino acids)
Biological process (GO): calcium ion import across plasma membrane
Cellular component (GO): voltage-gated calcium channel complex; membrane
Molecular function (GO): high voltage-gated calcium channel activity
Source: RefSeq, a predicted model, not a curated record